AUGGAUGCUACUAAACAGAUGCAGAUGUUUGUGAAUGGUCUAAAAAUAAAGACCAAACAGCUGAUUGAUAUUGCAGCCGGUGGUUCCACAAAUUUUUCGACAGCCACCGGUAUUAAGAAGAUCAUUGAAGCUAUUGCUACUAAUGAGCACAUGGAGUUGUACAAUAGGUAUCAAAGAAAACCAGAAGGAGUUAUAGAUUUAAAGCUGGAAACUACUAAGAUCCGUAUUGAAGAUACUAUAGCCGCUGAAGUUGAGAAGAAGCUGAAGGAGAUGAAUAUAGGUACCCAACAGGCGGCACAGGUCCAACCGGCUCCUAUUGUCUGUUGUGAAAUUUGUAGUGGUCCGCACCAAACUUGCUAUUGCUUUGCAACUCCUCAACAAGUGGAGGAAAUCAUAUUUUUGAAGCAAAAUAAUCCUUAUUCCAACACAUACAAUCCAGGGUGGAAAAAGCAUCCCAACUUCUCAUGGAAAGACCAAAAAGGAACCGCUCCUCAACAUGGUCACUACCAAACUCAAUAUCAACAACAACAUCAACAACAUGCCCCUAAGAAGGCUGUUUGGGAGAUUAGUUCUCAAGCACAAGGUGCUCUACCUAGUGAAAUUGUGCCCAAUCCUAGAGAGCAUCAUAAUGUGAGAAUUGUGACAACAAGAAGUGGUAAAUCGGAUAAAGUUGUCGAGGAAGUGGAUGAAGAGGAAGACCAAUUGAUCGAAGUGGACUUGGAGAUCAAAGAAAAUGAAGUUGUUAGGGAAGAAGUGGUAGCACCGAAACCUGUUGUAAAAGAAACAGUCAUUGAGCCUAAGCUGGUUGUUAAGCUUCCCUUUCCCACUAGAAACGGGGAAAAAGGACAACGUGAGAAAAACAUUGAAAAAUUAUUAGAGUUGUUCAAGAAGCUAGAGAUUAACAUUCCUUUGUUGGAGGCACUUGAACAAAUGCCUACUUAUGCCAAGUUCAUGAAGGAUAUCAUUUCGAAGAGGCGUACCACCGACAUUAAACCAAUUAUUCUAACCGAAACUUGUAGCGCUAUUUUGUAG
Molecule: messenger RNA, 1032 nt
Organism: Lathyrus oleraceus (garden pea)
Lineage: Eukaryota; Viridiplantae; Streptophyta; Magnoliopsida; Fabales; Fabaceae
Exons: 2
Coding region: 1-1032 (343 amino acids)
Source: RefSeq, a predicted model, not a curated record